AUGUUCGUCCAUUCCCCCUGGAAUACAAGCCUUACUCGUGUUAACACUGGAAAUAGGACAACGCGACGUGCUGCUGCGGUUAAUCGCAUUCGCGGACCCCAGUCUGCACUCACAGACUUCCUCGCCUCUCACAACAUCUCAGCUCAACAGAUCCAACAGGACUACCAGCAACGCCUCCGCGAAGCCGAGCGAGACACAGGAGAAGGUACCGAAAAUGCGGAUGCGGACAAGGAAAAUGAAUCCGGCGAUGACGGUGAGGACGAUGAUCCUGUUGAGCGCAAGAAGCGCAAGAGAAAACAGGAGAAGGCUUUGAUGAAGAUCAAACAGAGCAAGGAGUUCAAAAAACGCAAGAUGGAGCGUAAACUAGAGCAAGGCAGUGACUUCGAGACGGACGACGACGAAAUUGCCCGAGCCAUGAUGGCCAAAGCUAAACCCCUGCCGGGUCAACUUGACAACUGCGAGCAAUGUGGAAAGAGAUUCACCGUCACCCCUUACAGCAGGACUGGUCCUGACGGUGGUCUUCUGUGCACAAAGUGCUCUAAAGAACUCAAGGACGAGGAAAAGAAAGAAGCCCAGGCCAAGAAAAAGCGAGCCUCUGUUCCUAAAGGUCGCCGUCGACAGACCGAAAGCGAUCGAAUGAUGGGUGACGUCAAGCCUGGCGCCAAAAGCCUGGUUGAUAUGUGCGUUCGUAAAGUUGCCGACGUGGUCAACGACAUCGAGGAGUUCGGUGAUAUGCCACAAAAUCUCUUGGAUCGAUUAAGCCAAAUUCUUUCAAAACGGAGAGUCCUGACUCCUCGAACACUCGAACUAUUCCUCCGCCCUGAUGUCGACCGCAUCAUCGUGUACGACUGCGGCAAAUUGGAGCAAGAAGACUUUCAAAAGAUCUUCGCACUAAUGCCCCAGGUCGAGAUUGUUAACUUGCGCUUCGCGGGCCAGCUGAAGGACGGACCCCUUCUGUAUAUGGCCGAUAAGUGCAGGAAGAUUCGUCACCUGCAGCUUGGUGCAACAAACUUGGUCUCGGACAAGGCCUGGAUUGAUCUGUUCAACUCACUUGGCCCUCAGCUGGAGAGUCUGAAGUUGUCAGAACUCAACGACUCAUUGAAGGAUGAUACAGUCGCGCUACUUGCGAAGAAAUGUCAGAAACUCAAGAGACUCAAGUUAAGGUCAUGUUCACACAUGGGUGAGGCAUCGCUUGACGCACUCUGCGCACUGUCGAAUCUCGAGCACCUCACUCUCGGCAGUGUCGCCCAGGACACAUGUUCACAGACUCUGAUCAAACUCAUCUCCAGCUUGGGCGCCAAGCUCCGUACUCUCUGCCUAGAAGACUUCCAUGAACUCGACGAUGCCGUCAUCUAUGCCAUCAAGAGCCACUGCCCCCAACUCUAUAAGCUGCGCAUUCGAGGAAGCAGCAUCUGCAGGGACGUUGUCUUUGCCGAUCUCUUCGGCAGUAACUGUCCCUUCUCUCCCCUACUGUACGCCGACUUCUCUGACAACCGCGACAUUGACAACAUGAACCCUGAAGGCCCACAAGACGACCCGAUAGGCUUUGGCUCACUCGCUCUCCGGGCACUCAUGGCCCAUUCCGGUGUGCGGCUCGAAUGUCUCAAUCUCAAAGCCUGUCGUCACAUCUCCCAGUCUACCCUCCUCGAGGUGUUCGACGGUGUCAAGCAGUAUCCCGCUCUCAGGGAUAUGGAUCUGUCAUUUGUUACGCAGGUCGAUGAUGUGGUCAUGGCCGGAAUAUUCAAGAGUUGUCCUUCCCUGGCAAAGUUGGCUGCAUUUGCCUGUUUCAACGCCAGGUCGACGAGGAUCCCUGCUGGAAUCGCCGUGGUUGGAUUGCCUAACGCGAGUGCGAAUAUUGUGCAAGGGGACUUUGCCGCGGAGUUGUGA
Molecule: messenger RNA, 1887 nt
Organism: Cladophialophora bantiana CBS 173.52
Lineage: Eukaryota; Fungi; Ascomycota; Eurotiomycetes; Chaetothyriales; Herpotrichiellaceae
Exons: 1
Coding region: 1-1887 (628 amino acids)
Biological process (GO): SCF-dependent proteasomal ubiquitin-dependent protein catabolic process
Cellular component (GO): SCF ubiquitin ligase complex
Source: RefSeq, a predicted model, not a curated record